AAACAACCAAACCCAGAUAAACACUUCGGAUUUUUAAUUUGACAAAAGGUGUGACACGGACUCUCUGACAAGCAGACGAUAUUUACACACACACUGUUUACCUGGGCAGGCGACCUCGUGGUGUGGCAGACGAUACAGGUACUUCUGCUGACAAGUGACUCGAGAUUACUCUAGCAUGAACAAAAAUGUGUAAUAAUAGAAGCAUAGAUUGUAUUCCAUGACGUGUGUAGUUCAGAGGAAUGUAUUAACAAUGUGUGUAGGGACAGGAUGUAAGAUUGUGAAUUUCAUUCAAAUUUGAUGGAGGAAUUUGUUUCACAUUGACAACAUGAUUUCAUUGAGGAAUAUUCGCUUGUGAUGUGAUUUGAGGAUCAGGCUUUUAAACUUUCAGUUAGUUACAGCUUGGGUGAAGGUGUGAAGGUCGCCGCCAGCUAAGGAGGGGUCAAGGUCUUGAUGUGGCUGGCAUGGCGGAGUGGUGUGCUCUCGCGUGGAUCGUGUGGACGUGUGUUCAUGUGGUGCAAGCCUCACAAGUAGAUAAAAGAUUUAUAUUUCGAAGUACAGCCGGGGUCGAAGUUCAGGUGACAGGAAACCGAUACAAAAGGGCGGUGAACAAGGACAUGGUUGGGUUCAAUGAGGAGGAGAAGCGAGCCUUGUUGGCCAGACACAACUACUUGAGGAGUAGAGAGGGGGCCAGUGAUAUGAUGGCAAUGAAAUGGGACGAGAAGCUGGAAAAAUCCGCACAAGUGUACUCUGAAAAAUGCAUCUUCGAGCACAGCAAGAACAGAGAAAACCUGGCAGGUUACCGGUAUGUUGGGGAGAAUCUUUACGCCGGGACAGGAGAGUUUGACCCGCCAAAUGUGAUACAAUUGUUCUACGAUGAGAAAUACAACUACAGCUAUGACACUGGUCAAUGUUUUAUUUCCAUGUGUGGACACUAUACACAGGUCGUGUGGUCCAGCAGUAAUUUUCUGGGCUGUGGGGUCAAGUACUGUCCAGUUCUACAGGGUGCCUCUACAUUUGACCACGGCUAUAUUGUUGUCUGUCAUUACGGUCCAGGCGGCAACAUUCAGGGUAGGAAACCUUUCACAAAGGGAGACAAAUGUACCAAGUGCCCAGCGGAAACAAAAUACUGCCAUAAAGGAAUGUGUGUUGUAAGACCACAGAUUGGAGUGUCUACCCACAUACACUCGACAACAUACACGCUCACACUCGGCGUGGCCUUGUUAGCUGUGUUAUGUAUUCUAUAGCAGCUCACCAUAGACCAUAAUUUUUUGUAGCAUAAUUAUCAACAAACUAUAUUUUAUAUUUCCUCUAAUAAGUUCACUCCAUGUUCCCUCGUUCCAAUUAUUUGCUGUGUAUCCCUAUAAUUUAGACCGUUUGCCUUGUCAUUGAAUUUAUGACUCCGAAUUUAAGUAUGACCCCGCGCAUUUUAGGCUGGGAGUUUAUGCUGACUUAAUGUGAUGUGUGUGGGGGGGGGGGAGGCAUGGAGGGAGGAAGGGGAUAGUGGCUAGAAAUAUGAUGUAGCAUCAUGAUUGAAUCUACGAGGGUAAAUGUAUUUAACAAUGUAAACCAAUUUUUUAAUACAAGUGUAAAUCAAUUUAUAAAUGUAAAUGUAUCUACGGAUGUAAAUGUUUUGCCAGUGUAAAUCAAUUUAUAAAUGUAAAUUUAUCUACGAAUGAAAACGUUUUGCCAGUGGAAAUCAAUUUAUAAAUGUAAAUGUAUCUACGAAUGAAAAAUGUAUCUAGGUAUGUAAAUGUAUUUAUCAAUGUAAAUCAAUUUAUGAAUGUAAAUGUAUUUACAAAUGUAAAUGUAUCUACCAAUGUAAACUGAUAUAACUGAUCUAGAAAGUAAAUUUAUAAAACUGUAUGUGUAGUAUGUUCUACCACUGUGUAGGUCCCAAUUCCAACAUCGGCAAACAAACGUCUUUCAAAUAUUUUGUUAUAUCUCAUAUUUUUAAAGUUUAAAUAAAAAACAAUCAAUUGC
Physella acuta is the source of this 1980-nucleotide messenger RNA. RefSeq names its product GLIPR1-like protein 1. Lineage: Eukaryota; Metazoa; Mollusca; Gastropoda; Physidae. The record is from RefSeq and is a predicted model, not a curated record. Gene Ontology annotation, cellular component: extracellular region.